Messenger RNA from Manihot esculenta (cassava), 2104 nucleotides. Its product is annotated as transcription factor bHLH123. The record is from RefSeq and is a predicted model, not a curated record. Lineage: Eukaryota; Viridiplantae; Streptophyta; Magnoliopsida; Malpighiales; Euphorbiaceae. Gene Ontology annotation, molecular function: protein dimerization activity; DNA-binding transcription factor activity, RNA polymerase II-specific; RNA polymerase II cis-regulatory region sequence-specific DNA binding. Gene Ontology annotation, biological process: regulation of transcription by RNA polymerase II. The coding region runs from base 312 to 1661 and encodes 449 amino acids. Gene Ontology annotation, cellular component: nucleus. The transcript has 7 exons.
AAAUAAAGAGAAAGAAAAUUCAAUUUCAGCAAGACCUUUCCUUUGUCUAAUCAGCCAUCAGUUCACCCCCAGAAAUGUCAACCACCAGCGUUCCGGCUACUCCACAAAGACCCAAAUGGCUCCAUUACUCACUAUAAAUAUCCUUCAGAUGCAGCGAACCGUUUUCUAUCAUUUUAUGUAACCACCAUAAAACAAAGAAAAUCUCAAAAGAAAAAACCUAAGAUUCUUACGACAUUAACCGUAUAAAACCUCCAACACAGCAACAAUAGAUUAAGUAUCAGCAUCGGCAGCUUAACCUUUGCCUCUUAACCAUGGCGGAUGAGUUCAACACAACCACAAACUGGUGGGAGUCUUCUAGGAACAGGUUUGAUACCGGCCCUUCUUCUUCAUCUUCAGGGCUUAAUAGUUUAGGCAGCUUUGCUUGGCCAUCGGAAAUGGUGGAUGUCAAAGGAAGGUCUUCUAUUGAGUCUGCCACCGUCUCAGAUAGUUCUGUAGUUUUUCAUGAUACCCAGAAGCUGCAACAAGGCCACGAUUCUGGUCCUGACUUGCAUAUGAUGGGUUUAGGCCUCUCUUCCCAGGCCAUGGAUUGGAACCAUGCUUUACUUCGCGGUGAUAAAACUGACGGCAGCUUCCGUUCGAUGCUGCAAGAGAACUUGAAUUCGAGCACGAGUUAUCAGCAAGAAACUGGGAUCGGAUCAUCUCAUGUUCAGUGGAGAGAGAGAAUGUUUAGUGGGGAUUCUUCCAUGAAUGAGUUUAAGCAAAUGGGCCGAGGUUUUUCUUUAGAUCAACCGCAGUUUAGUCCUCAUGAGAGCUCCAGUGAUAGUACUGUGACAUGUCAAGCUUUGCAGUCAUCUGGUUUCCAGAUGGAUUCAACUGCUAUCUACGGAAGCCCUUCAACGAUGUUGCAAGGUCUACUGGUAUCAGAUAAUCAACCGACACAACAGGCUUCUUUCGAGAACCGGCCGAUGAGCUAUCCAUAUGGGGCAAAUUAUGGGAUUAGUAGUAAUGAAUUGGUGCCUUCAUGGUCUAAUAAGGUGCCUCAGUUCUUGAGAAAUUCACCCCCUAAACAGCCUCCCCAUAGCCAAUUGCAUUUCUCCAAUAAUGCCCCCUUUUGGAAUGCAUCUGCAAGUUCCAUGAGUGAUGUUCGUCCAAACUUUUUCCCAUCGUUGCAACCUCAAUUUCCAACAUCAAAUUUCGAAGAAAAACCAAAGCAGAAUAUAUCUGAAAUACGGGAUUCGAGUACAGUAGUGAAGAAAAGUGGGAGUGAGCCAGCAGCAACAAAAAGGCCUCGAAAUGAAACACCAUCGCCCAUGCCAGCCUUUAAGGUGAGGAAAGAGAAGAUGGGGGACAGAAUCACUGCGCUCCAACAAUUGGUUUCACCUUUCGGAAAAACUGAUACAGCAUCAGUGCUCUCUGAAGCUAUUGAAUACAUCAAAUUCCUCCAUGAGCAAGUCACUGUACUAAGCACCCCGUACAUGAAAAGUGGAGCUCCCAUACACCACCAGCAGAGUUCUGACAAGUCUAACAAGGACCCAGAAGGACAAAAACCAGAUCUUAGGAGCCGAGGUUUGUGUCUGGUACCGAUUUCGAGCACAUUUCCGGUAACUCAUGAGACGACAGUUGAUUUUUGGACCCCUACAUUCGGUGGAACAUUCAGAUAGAAGGAAAGGGAAAUGGGUGAAAAUCGGGAGAACAGAUUCUACACAAGUAGGAGCAGAAGUUGCAUCUGAUCUUAUCAAAAACCCUAGCCAACUUGGGAAUGAUAAGAUUAUCAUCUGCGAUAAAAGAAAAGAAGAAACACACAGACACAGAGAUACAUAACUGCCAAAGUCCAGAAGUGGAGGAAAAAUAUAGAGAGAAAUUUUGAAAGAGAAAGAAAAGGAAAUGACCCUUCAAAGGUACAUUCCCACCCAGUGCUUGGGCAGCCACAGGCAAAAUGAUGCAGGUUGGCCAAUACAGGGACCAGUUGGAAACAUAUGAAUUGAUGUAAUAAUUGAAGAAUUAUAUGAUUAUAUAUAUUUAUAGUAGUGAUUAAUUUUAGGGAAUUAAAAGCAAUGUUGAUGAGAUUAGUUUAAUUAAUUUAAUAGAUUCGCAUUUAAUUUAA